AUGGCGUCUUCCUCCGUCCCUCCCGCCACCGCACCCGCGGCAGCUGGAGGCCCCGGCCCGGGAUUCGGCUUCGCCUCCAAAACCAAGAAGAAGCAUUUCGUGCAGCAGAAAGUGAAGGUGUUCCGGGCCGCCGACCCACUGGUGGGCGUGUUCCUGUGGGGCGUCGCCCACUCGAUCAACGAGCUCAGUCAGGUGCCGCCCCCAGUGAUGCUGCUGCCAGACGACUUUAAAGCCAGCUCCAAGAUCAAGGUCAACAAUCACCUUUUCCAUAGAGAAAAUCUUCCCAGUCAUUUCAAGUUCAAGGAGUAUUGUCCCCAGGUCUUCAGGAACCUGCGAGAUCGGUUUGCCAUUGAUGAUCAUGAUUACUUGGUGUCCCUUACUCGAAGCCCCCCAAGCGAAACCGAAGGCAGUGAUGGCCGCUUCCUUAUCUCCUAUGACCGCACUCUGGUCAUCAAAGAAGUAUCCAGUGAGGACAUCGCGGACAUGCACAGCAACCUCUCCAAUUACCACCAGUACAUAGUGAAGUGUCACGGCAACACCCUUCUGCCCCAGUUCCUGGGCAUGUACCGGGUCAGUGUAGAAAAUGAAGAUAGCUAUAUGCUCGUGAUGCGCAAUAUGUUUAGUCACCGUCUUCCUGUGCAUAGGAAGUAUGACCUCAAGGGCUCUCUGGUAUCCCGGGAAGCCAGCGAUAAGGAAAAGGUUAAAGAACUGCCAACACUGAAGGAUAUGGACUUUCUUAACAAGAACCAGAAAGUGUAUAUUGGUGAAGAAGAGAAGAAAGUGUUCCUGGAAAAGCUGAAGCGAGAUGUGGAGUUUCUAGUGCAGCUGAAGAUCAUGGACUACAGCCUUCUACUGGGCAUCCACGACAUCAUUCGGGGCUCUGAACCGGAGGAAGAGGGGCCUGUGAGGGAGGAGGAGUCAGAGUGGGAUGGGGACUGUAACCUGACUGGACCUCCUGCUCUGGUAGGCUCCUAUGGCACCUCCCCUGAGGGCAUUGGAGGCUACAUUCAUUCCCACCGGCCCCUGGGCCCAGGAGAGUUUGAGUCCUUCAUCGAUGUCUAUGCUAUCCGGAGUGCCGAGGGGGCCCCCCAGAAGGAGGUGUAUUUCAUGGGCCUCAUUGACAUUCUAACACAGUAUGAUGCCAAGAAGAAAGCAGCUCAUGCAGCCAAAACCGUCAAGCAUGGGGCAGGGGCGGAGAUCUCCACUGUCCAUCCUGAGCAGUACGCUAAGCGAUUCCUGGAUUUUAUUUCCAACAUCUUUGCCUAAGUGGCUGCCUGACCGGGGUGAUCGCUGCUUUAUGUUGGAGGUGGCAGGUUCUGAGAGGCUUAGGGGAGCUGGAUUUGGCCAUUACUUCUCUUUGCUAAAUUCAGGCUACAGGCUCCUUCCAUCCAAAUACCUUUGUUCUGGCGGAUAAUGUUUUCCUGUCCCAGAACUACACUGUCCUUUCUCCCCUCAUCCAUCUCUCUGCCCUCCCUCCUUGCUCCCAGUAAGCCCGCCUGCUUCAUUAGAGUGUUAUUGUCAACUCUCCUAAGUGCCUUGAUCUUUGAAAAAUACCUUGUUUCUGUGAAUUAGGAGGAGCUGGGGGCAGGGGCUGUUUGCCAUCUUCAGGGCCUGACUGGACGGUGGAUAUGGCGCACGCAACUGCCCUGGUGCACUUUGCAGUAUGGAAGAAACUGAAUGUGUGGGUUUUGCUGACACCUUUCUGGGGCACUUUGUGGCAUGCAUGCUUCCUUCCUGGUACGCCCUGGGACGGAGGGCUUUCAGGACACUCCAGUGUGGGUGCAGGCAUUCACGUAGGGACAGUCUGGCCUGGAGGUCAGGGGAAUGCUCAGCAGGCUGGUACCUACCUCACAAGGCAGGACCUAAGUGGACUUUUGUGACUAUGCAGAGGAUGGAGAAGGUCCUUGUCAAGCAUUGGCUGUUCCCAUUCUCCUUCCCCACCCUACUUUCACCUCUUCCCAUGAGUCCUGGGUGCCGGAGCCUAGAGGCCAGAGGUGCCCAAGCUUAGGUGCAGGGAGAGCAUAGAGGCUGGGAGGACAGGUCGGAGUGCAGGGUUCAUUCCCUAGUGACACCCUUUCUUCCCAUCUAGUUACUCCCAGGACUUCAUUCUAGCAGAGGGGAAUAAUAGCUCUAUCUGGUCUGUCUCCAUAAUUUUGAGAGGAUAGAGAUCUUGAGUGUGGGAACCUCCCUGUCCCCAGGGCAUGUAUGCCUAGCACUUGCUCCUC
Rattus rattus (black rat) is the source of this 2225-nucleotide messenger RNA. It is a transcript of the gene Pip4k2c, whose product is annotated as phosphatidylinositol-5-phosphate 4-kinase type 2 gamma. NCBI's taxonomy places the organism in Eukaryota, Metazoa, Chordata, Mammalia, Rodentia, Muridae. The record is from RefSeq and is a predicted model, not a curated record. Bases 1 to 1266 code for a protein of 421 amino acids. Gene Ontology annotation, molecular function: phosphatidylinositol kinase activity. The transcript is spliced from 10 exons. Gene Ontology annotation, biological process: phosphatidylinositol metabolic process.